Molecule: messenger RNA, 644 nt
Organism: Nezara viridula (southern green stink bug)
Lineage: Eukaryota; Metazoa; Arthropoda; Insecta; Hemiptera; Pentatomidae
Source: the annotation of a GenBank genome assembly
AUGUCACUCCUUGAUAACCUUUUAAUUAUUUUAUGACUAUUAGAUAGUAAUUAUUUCUAAUCAAUAUAUAAUGAUUCUAUCUGUUCUUACGAAAAAUCUCAGCAGUAACAACAUCCUAACUGGAAAUGGUUUUUUAUCAGUUGUCAGUAAUGUAUUAAAUGUUAGAUUUGCCUCUAAAAAAGCUGGAAGUAGUACUAGAAAUAGAAAAGGACAUUGUCGACCAAAGCACAGGGGUAUACAUUAUCAAGAUGGAUCAUUUGUUCAACCGGGCACAAUGCUAGUAACACAGAAUAAAUUAAGAUGUCAUCCUGGUUUAAAUGUAGGAUUUGGAAGAAAUGGGACCCUUUUUGCAUUAAGGCCUGGUAAAGUGAUUGUAACAUGUGAAAAAGUCGACCUCAAUCUUAACCACAGCUGGGUUUCGAGAGCCUAUGGAGGAAGAGAUACUGAACGCAUUUACAAAAAGUAUUUUCAUGUUAUUCCUGAAAAACAGCAUAGCCGUUUUAAGUUAGUAGAAUGAUUGUUUUAUAUUUGUUUGUAAUUAUAAAAAUAUAUUUGUAUACUUGUGUAGUUAUAUUAAAUUAUUAAAAAAUGUUCUCAAAAUUUUUAAUAAACCAAUUAAACCAGCAAAGCUAUAAAAUAGGAAC